AUCACAGUGCUUCUGGAAUUUCCUCACCUUUUUCUCUCCACUGGUAGCGUGGACAAACUGCUCUGAUACCGCUCUUCCUCUUUGGACAGAAACACAACAGAUUUUAUAAUGGAGAGCAGUUCUCAGCCAUCUGCUGAUACCGGAGAGCAGGUCAGUGGUCUUGAGGAGAAACCUGUGGACCCAAUGGAAGUCUUCAGCAAGCAGUUGGAGGACAUCAUCAACACAUAUGGUUCUGCAUGUAGCCUGCUGGAAGAGAAGAUCGCCAUCUUGGAGGAAGAUGAAGAGAAACUGGAUGAAGAGACCAUGGCCAAGGAUUUGGCUGCUAACACAGGGGUGUGCAGCAGCCCAGAAACAGAACAAACAGCCAGUAUGCUCCUUGAAGGACUUGGUAAAGAAGCUUUGCUCCUGCUGCAAAGCUUAAAAGAUAUCAUCUCACCGGAGGAGAAACUGGAGACGGUGUUGAGGAAAUAUGCAGAGCUGUUGAAGGAGCAGAGGGAUGAGCAGGUAGAACUGAAGAUGCUUCAGAAGAAACAAGGUCUCUUGAUUAAACAGAGGGACCAGCUCCAGUUAGAUCACAGCCAGGGUAUCCUGGCACGAAGCAAGUUGGAGAGCCUCUGUCAUGAGCUGCAAAAGCACAACAAGACCCUGAAGGAAGACAUGCUGCAGAAGUACCAGGAGGAUGAGAAAAAGAGAGCGGAAAUCACCAGUCAUUUCCAGAAUACAGUAGUGGACAUCCAGGCCCAAAUCGAGCACCACAGCAACCGCAACAAUAAGCUGUGCCAGGAGAACAGCGAGCUGGCUAACAAGCUCACAUCCAUCAUCCAGCAGUAUGAGAAGCGAGAGGAGAGCUUAGAGAAGAUAUUCAAACAGAAAAAUCUACAGCAGCAGUUGUCAGAUGCCAAACUGGAAGAAGCCAAUAUGCGUCUGAAAGAAGCAGAGGAGAAGCACAAGCGGGAGAAGGAAUACUUACUGACUCAUGCUGCAGAGUGGAAGCUACAGGUUAAAGAGCUGAAAGAGCAGAACACAGUGAUGCAGGCUCAGCUUGUGUUGUACUCUCAGAAGUUUGAUGAGUUCCAGGCUACACUGGCCAAAAGCAAUGAAGUUUAUACUGUUUUCAAACAAGAAAUGGAAAAGAUGACCAAGAAGAUGAAGAAACUGGAGAGGGAGUCAAAUGUGUGGAAAAUACGCUUUGAAAGUUGCAGCAAAGCCCUUACUGACAUGAUUGAGGAGAGAUCUGAGAAGGGUAAAGAGCUUGAGCUUUUUACUGUGAAGAUUGAUAAGUUGGAGAUGUUGUGUCGAGCUCUACAGGAGGAGAGGAAAGUCCUUUAUGGCAAGAUAAAGGAGCUUCGCCUGCAGGUUAUUUCAGCCUCAGUACCUGUGGCGGACAUUGUUGAGGAAGAGAUUCCAGAACUCGCCCAGCUGCCAAUCUCAGAGUCAGUACAAAACCCAGCACUAACAGUAGAAAUGGAGAAGCUGUGGAAGGAGCAAGCCCGUCUGCAGGAAUUUGCAGCCUCCCUGUUGGCCUCAACUGCAGAUGACAUGGUGGGCUCUGAUAGUGAGGAGGAAUCAUCUGAGCCUACACAACUUCCUCUUGUUCCUGUGCUAAGUAAACCAUCAACAGUCAAGUUAGAUUCCAUAACAGAAGAACAUGGUCUGGAAGAAGGUAUUAAAGAGGUAUGUAAAUCAGAGACUACACUGACUCCUGAGGCACUGAAAAGUGAGGAGAUCAAAUUCGAGGCCAAACAUGAGUCCAAUCAACAUGACAAAGAACCAUCCAAAGCAGAACCAUCCAAAGCAGAACCACCCAAGGUAGAGCUACCCAAGGUAGAGCCACCCAAAGAAGAACCCCCCAAAGAAGAACCCCCCAAGGUAGAGCCACCCAAAGAAGAACCACCCAAGGUAGAGCUACCCAAGGUAGAGCCACCCAAAGAAGAACCACCCAAGGUAGAGCUACCCAAGGUAGAGCCACCCAAAGAAGAACCACCCAAGGUAGAGCCACCCAAAGAAGAACCACCCAAGGUAGAGCCACCCAAAGAAGAAUCACCCAAGGUAGAGCCACCCAAAGAAGAACCACCCAAGGUAGAGCCACCCAAAGAAGAACCACCCAAGGUAGAGCCACCCAAAGAAGAACCACCCAAGGUAGAGCCACCCAAAGAAGAACCACCCAAGGUAGAGCCACCCAAAGAAGAACCACCCAAGGUACAGCCACCCAAAGAAGAACCACCCAAGGUAGAGCCACUCAAAGAAGAACCCCCCAAGGUAGAGCCCCUCAAAGCAGAACCCCCCAAAGAAGAACCACCCAAAGAAGUACCCCCUAAAAUGGAACCACCCAAAGAAGAACCACUCAAAGUAGUACUCCCCAAAGCAGAACCACCCAAAGAAGAACCACCCAAAGCAGAAACAUCCCAAGAAAAGCUAACUAAAGUGCCAGCAAGAAAUGUUGCAAAAGUAGAGCCAAUCAAGCAAGACACACCCAGGCAAAAAUCCAACAAGCCAAAUUCUGUUGAUCUCAAAGAAACAAAACCCAAAGAAAUGAAAAGAGUAACAGUUCACCCUGAAGCUCCUAAAGUAAAUCCUAUUAAAAAUGAAUUUGAUACAGAACUAGACCCCAAAGCUGAGACUACAAAACAAACUUUAAGUGCAAAAGAGGAACCUAUACAAGUUGAGUCUCACAUUGCAGAACCUCCUGCACCCAAAGCUUCCACAGCAGGAGCAGCAAAACCACAAAACGCCAAAUCCCAAGAGGCCAAGUCCAAUGCUAGUAAAUCCCAUGCUAAGAAACAGGGCUCCUCUAAGAAGAAAGGUUCAGCAAAAAGUGCUAAGAAAAGCUGAGGGGGUGAACGUGGAGUGUGUAAUUCCAGCCAUUUUCUCUGAUUCCUGAUUUUCUCUAUUAUGGUGUGUGUGGGUGGGAGGUUGAGUGCAGUGUUGUGUGAGGUUAAGAAACCAUACAGUUAUAUACUUUUUUCAAGUUGAUUAAGAUUAUUCAAGUUGAUUAAAGAGUUUUGAUAAGUGUUAUUUUUGAUGUGUGUGACAUAUAGUACUUUUUUCAUCUACUUUAACCUGCUCAGAAAUAAAGAUGUGAUGGUGAUCAUU
Molecule: messenger RNA, 3093 nt
Organism: Neoarius graeffei (lesser salmon catfish)
Lineage: Eukaryota; Metazoa; Chordata; Actinopteri; Siluriformes; Ariidae
Gene: txlnba
Product: taxilin beta a
Exons: 10
Coding region: 109-2832 (907 amino acids)
Molecular function (GO): syntaxin binding
Source: RefSeq, a predicted model, not a curated record